GAAGGAGGCACACUGCUUUAGUAAACACCGCUUCGCAUUUUUUCAGUACAAGCGCUAAAGCUUUAGUGUUACGUCGCUAGCAGCUAUAUUUGGCUUCCAGUACGGAGAUCAGAAAUCCCUUUAAAAGCAUGGCACAACAGCGGGGAGUCAAUAGCCUCCAGUUCAAUCAAGACCAAAGUUGUUUCUGUUGUGCCAUGGAGACUGGAGUUCGAAUUUACAAUGUUGAACCCCUCAUGGAAAAAGGACACUUGGACCAUGAACAGGUUGGCAGCAUUAUUCACUGUUCUAUGCUACAUCGUUCAAACCUCUUGGCUGUGGUGGGUGGGGGUGUUAACCCAAAGUUUUCAGAGAUAUCUGUGUUAAUCUGGGAUGAUGCUCAUGAGGUCAGAGAUGCCAAGGAUAAAUUAGUCCUAGAGUUCACAUUCACAAAGCCAGUUCUAGCGGUACGCAUGAGGCAUGACAAAAUCAUCAUUGCCUUGAAGAACAGGAUCUAUGUAUAUAGUUUCCCAGACAACCCUGUGAAACUCUUUGAAUUUGACACACGAGAUAAUCCCAAAGGUCUAUGCAAUAUGUGUCCCAGUUUGGAGAAGCAAUUAUUGGUUUUCCCUGGACACAAAUGUGGUAGUUUACAGUUGGUGGACCUUUCUAACACAAAACCUGGUACAUCAUCUGCACCAUUCACGAUCAAUGCUCAUCAGGGUGAAAUAGCUUGCUUGGCUCUGAAUCAGCCUGGCAGUGUGGUAGCCUCUGCAUCGCAGAAGGGUACUUUGAUCCGUCUGUUUGACACUACUACACGUGAUAAACUAGUGGAGCUACGAAGAGGAACUGAUCCUGCCACAUUAUACUGCAUCAACUUCAGCCAUGACUCGUCCUUCCUGUGUGCUUCUAGUGACAAAGGCACUGUUCACAUUUUUGCACUGAAGGAUACCAGACUAAAUCGACGCUCUGCUUUGGCUCGGGUGGGGAAAGUCGGGCCAGUCAUUGGACAAUAUGUAGACAGUCAGUGGUCUCUCGCCAGUUUUACUGUGCCAGCUGAAUGUGCUUGCAUUUGUGCCUUUGGGAAAAACACUUCCAAAAAUGUCAACUCUGUCAUUGCUAUAUGUGUUGAUGGGACAUUCCAUAAAUAUGUCUUCACUUACGAUGGAAAUUGUAAUCGGGAGGCUUUUGAUGUGUAUCUUGACAUCUGCGAUGAUGAUGAUUUCUAAGGAUGAAGUUGACAUUGUGUUUAUUUUAUUAAGCUUCAUUUUAAAAGUUUAUUGCUUUUAUAUACAAAACAGUGAAAGAAAAAUGUGCUUGCUAUAGCUUAGUAAACUUUAAGCAUACUUGUGGGUUAUGUUUUAGGGUUAUGUAAAUCAACUGUGCAAACAAAUCUAAGGCACUUUGUGCAAAGUGAGCAAAAAUGAUUUCUAAACCAUUUUUCUGUGGUGGGUAAUAAUACAGUGCAAUUAUUAAACCUUAAUUAUGCACCUGCUUUUAUGCUGUCCCUAGUGUAGCCAGUAUGCUAUGUUUAGGACCAUCAUUUAUUCAAGGGGAAUAUGUUGUGUUCAUCUAAAAGCAUAUGAAUCACUUAAAACGUCUACAUACCCCUGUUAAAAUUGCAAGUUUUUGUGCUGUAAAAAUCAAGAUGAAUCAUGUCAGAUCAAUUUCUAUAUUUAAUGUGAUGUAGCAACCAACAAAAUUGUAUGGAAACCAUUUUAUAAUGGCUCAUGUGAUGGGGCUCAGAAUUAACCAAUCAUAGUCAAACUUCAAAAGUACUUAUCAUACACCUGUCAUCAAUAAAGUGAUUCUGAUUAAACCCAGCUAAAGAUCA
Ictalurus punctatus (channel catfish) is the source of this 1810-nucleotide messenger RNA. It is a transcript of the gene wdr45, whose product is annotated as WD repeat domain 45. Gene Ontology annotation, molecular function: phosphatidylinositol-3-phosphate binding; protein binding; phosphatidylinositol-3,5-bisphosphate binding. The coding region runs from base 129 to 1205 and encodes 358 amino acids. The transcript is spliced from 10 exons. Gene Ontology annotation, biological process: autophagy of mitochondrion; protein localization to phagophore assembly site; nucleophagy. The record is from RefSeq and is a predicted model, not a curated record. NCBI's taxonomy places the organism in Eukaryota, Metazoa, Chordata, Actinopteri, Siluriformes, Ictaluridae. Gene Ontology annotation, cellular component: cytosol; phagophore assembly site membrane; extrinsic component of membrane.